Messenger RNA from Verticillium alfalfae VaMs.102, 1152 nucleotides. Its product is annotated as beta-galactosidase. Gene Ontology annotation, molecular function: hydrolase activity, hydrolyzing O-glycosyl compounds. The transcript is spliced from 6 exons. Bases 1 to 1152 code for a protein of 383 amino acids. The record is from RefSeq and is a predicted model, not a curated record. Gene Ontology annotation, biological process: carbohydrate metabolic process. Lineage: Eukaryota; Fungi; Ascomycota; Sordariomycetes; Glomerellales; Plectosphaerellaceae.
AUGUGGUUCGCAACUACGUUCGAGGUCCCUGCAGACUGGGAAGGGCAAAUCGUCAUGCUUCACUUUGAAGCCGUAGACUACGAGGCCAAGAUUUUUGUCAACGGCGAACGUGUUGGCUCCCAUGUCGGAGGAUAUUCUCGCUUUAGUCUUGAUGUCACUCGACAUCUGCGGCGAGAGGGGGCGAACGACUUACUUGUUCACGUUCAUGACCCUACAGACGUGAAACCGUAUGUCAUCCCCGUCGGCAAGCAAUCCAAAAAUCCGCGGCAUAUCUGGUACAGGCCCUGCUCGGGUAUCUGGCAGCAAGUCUGGCUCGAGAGCGUGCCGGUCAAUCACAUUACACAACUGGACAUUGAAGCAAAGAUGGAUGGCAAAUUGGUGGUCUUUGCCCACAAUUCGCAAGCGCAGAUAUCCCCGCAUGUCGAGCUGUCUGUCUACGAUGCCGAUGGCAAGCUUGUGGUCAAGGGCUCGGGCCAAUCUAAUAGCCCCUUCGAAGUCCAGGUUAAGAGCCCUCGCCUGUGGUCUCCUUCCCACCCGGUGCUGUACCGACUUUCUCUCACAAUGGGCAGUGACCAGAUAUCCAGCUAUGCUGGAUUUCGCAGCAUCUCCAGAGGUGUAGUUGAUGGAAUUCCCCGACCUCUUCUGAAUGGCGAGUUCAUCUUCCAAUUUGGAACCCUGGACCAAGGAUACUGGCCAGAUGGCCUCUACACACCGCCAAGCCGCGACGCCCUCAUUUACGACCUGCGCGUGCUCAAAAGCCUCGGAUUUAAUAUGCUGCGCAAGCAUAUCAAGAUUGAGCCUGAUUUGUUCUAUCACGCCUGUGACGAAUUGGGGUUGAUGGUGGUGCAAGACAUGCCAAGCUUGCCGCCAGACGAUGCAGGCACGGGUCAUCCGGAUGCUGCGCAGCAGGAAGAAUAUCAACGCCAGAUAGAGACCCUUGUUCAGCAACACAAGAAUUUCCCCUCCAUUGUCACAUGGGUCAUCUAUAACGAGGGCUGGGGGCAGCUGCGGUCUCCUCCCUGGCCGGAGGAGAAGCUGGUUGAUAUCAUACGCGGCCUCGACCCGACAAGGCUUAUUGAUGCCGUGAGCGGAUGGUUCGAUCACGGAUUCGGUGAUUUUGCGUCUUGUGGGACGGUCAAGCAGGCCAUAUGA